AUGACAACCAGUCCGGUCACACGGAGUCGCCAGAUAUUUUGUAAUAGGUACAAGCGAGCUGAUCGGGGAUGGCAAGGAAGGCAAAAUUUGCUGUUGGUAGAUAUCGAGGAAGGCCAAAAUAUGGUGUUGGGAGAUGGCGAGGAAGGCAAAAAUAUGUUGAUGGGGGAUGGCGAGGAAGGUAAAAAUGUGUUGGUGGGGGAUGGCGAGGAAGGUAAAAAUGUGUUGUUGGUAGAUAUCGAGGAAUGCAAAAAUGUGUUGGUGGGAGAUGGCGAGAAAAGCAAAAAUAUGUUGAUGGGGGAUGGCGAGGAAUGCAAAAAUGUGUUGUUGGGAGAUGGCGAGGAAGGCAAAAAUGUGUUGUUGGGAGAUGGCGAGGAAGGCAAAAAUAUGUUGAUGGGGGAUGGCGAGGAAUGCAAAAAUGAGUUGUUGGGAGAUGGCGAGGAAUGCAAAAAUGUGUUGGUGGGAGAUGGCGAGAAAAGCAAAAAUAUGUUGAUGGGGGAUGGCGAGGAAUGCAAAAAUGUGUUGUUGGGAGAUGGCGAGGAAGGCAAAAAUGUGUUGUUGGGAGAUGGCGAGGAAUGCAAAAAUGUGUUGGUGGGAGAUGGCGAGAAAAGCAAAAAUAUGUUGAUGGGGGAUGGCGAGGAAUGCAAAAAUGUGUUGUUAGGAGAUGGCGAGGAAGGCAAAAAUGUGUUGUUGGGAGAUGGCGAGGAAGGCAAAAAUGUGUUGUUGGGAGAUGGCGAGGAAUGCAAAAAUGUGUUGUUGGGGGAUGGCGAGGAAGGGAAAAAUAUGCUGUUGGGGGAUGGCGAGGAAUGCAAAAAUAUGUUAAUGGGGGAUGGCGAGGAAUGCAAAAAUGUGUUGUUGGGAGAUGGCGAGGAAUGCAAAAAUGUGUUGUUGGGAGAUGGCGAGAAAAGCAAAAAUAUGUUGAUGGGGGAUGGCGAGGAAUGCAAAAAUGUGUUGUUGGGAGAUGGCGAGGAAGGCAAAAAUGUGUUGUUGGGAGAUGGCGAGAAAGGCAAAAAUGUGUUGUUGGGAGAUGGCGAGGAAGGCAAACAUGUGUUGGUGGGGGAUGGCGAGGAAUGCAAAAAUGUGUUGUUGGGAGAUGGCGAGGAAGGCAAAAAUGUGUUGAUGGGGGAUGGCGAGGAAUGCAAAAAUGUGUUGUUGGGAGAUGGCGAGGAAGGCAAAAAUGUGUUGUUGGGAGAUGGCGAGGAAGGCAAAAAUGUGUUGUUGGGAGAUGGCGAGGAAGGCAAAAAUAUGUUGAUGGGGGAUGGCGAGGAAUGCAAAAAUGUGUUGUUGGGAGAUGGCGAGGAAUGCAAAAAUGUGUUGUUGGGAGAUGGCGAGGAAGGCAAAAAUAUGCUGUUGGGAGAUGGCGAGGAAGGCAAAAAUGUGUUGAUGGGAGAUGGCGAGGAAGGCAAAAAUGUGUUGUUGGGGGAUGGCGAGGAAGGCAAAAAUGUGUUGUUGGGAGAUGGCGAGGAAGGCAAAAAUAUGCUGUUGGGAGAUGGCGAGGAAGGCAAAAAUGUGUUGAUGGGAGAUGGCGAGGAAGGCAAAAAUGUGUUGUUGGGGGAUGGCGAGGAAGGCAAAAAUGUGUUGAUGGGAGAUGGCGAGGAAGGUAAAAAUGUGUUGGUGGGAGAUGGCGAGGAAGGCAAAAAUAUGCUGUUGGGGGAUGGCGAGGAAGGCAAACAUGUGUUGGUGGGAGAUGGCGAGGAAGGCAAACAUGUGUUGGUGGGGGAUGGCGAGGAAUGCAAAAAUGUGUUGUUGGGAGAUGGCGAGGAAGGCAAAAAUGUGUUGUUGGGAGAUGGCGAGGAAGGCAAAAAUGUGUUGGUGGGAGAUGGCGAGGAAGGUAAAAAUGUGUUGGUGGGAGAUGGCGAGGAAGGCAAACAUGUGUUGGUGGGGGAUGGCGAGGAAUGCAAAAAUGUGUUGUUGGGAGAUGGCGAGGAAGGCAAAAAUGUGUUGUUGGGAGAUGGCGAGGAAGGCAAAAAUGUGUUGGUGGGAGAUGGCGAGGAAGGUAAAAAUGUGUUGGUGGGAGAUGGCGAGGAAGGCAAAACUGGGCUGUUGUGA
Messenger RNA from Pecten maximus, 2046 nucleotides. RefSeq names its product perilipin-4-like. NCBI's taxonomy places the organism in Eukaryota, Metazoa, Mollusca, Bivalvia, Pectinida, Pectinidae. Bases 1 to 2046 code for a protein of 681 amino acids. The transcript has a single exon. The record is from RefSeq and is a predicted model, not a curated record.